Messenger RNA from Zootoca vivipara (common lizard), 5308 nucleotides. It is a transcript of the gene UBA7, whose product is annotated as ubiquitin like modifier activating enzyme 7. Gene Ontology annotation, cellular component: SUMO activating enzyme complex; cytoplasm. Gene Ontology annotation, biological process: protein sumoylation. The record is from RefSeq and is a predicted model, not a curated record. Gene Ontology annotation, molecular function: SUMO activating enzyme activity. NCBI's taxonomy places the organism in Eukaryota, Metazoa, Chordata, Lepidosauria, Squamata, Lacertidae.
UUGAGAUUCCUGCGUCAAAGGGGGUUGGACUUGGGGUCCAUUCCAACUCUACAGUUCUAUGAUUCAAUGAAAAGAAAACAAUGACACAUGUCAAUAUGAAAAGCCAGUCCUGAGAUGUCUAUGUUAUGCAGGUAAGUAUAAUUGCAUUUCUGCAUUUAAUCAGGAAGACCAUAUUUCUCGCCAGGAGUAGGUUGUUAUCUGAAACAUAAGAAAUGACAAUCCACCAGGUAGCAUAGAAAUGCUCUACAGGUUCUUCACCUUUCAUAAGGCAAAGUUUAUGAGUUAUCUUCUUGGUGAUUACAGUAUUCCAUAUGUUUUCAUACCAUGGUUGAAGGGAUAAGCCAUGCAGAUUCUCCCAAUUUUGAGCUAUAGACAAUCUAGUGGCUACCAUGGGCGUUGCCAGGAUUUUGGCUAUGCCCAUGGCUGCUACUAAGAACCAAGUUGCAGUAAUGAGCAUUUAUUUUAAGGCGAAAAAGAAAUAUGAAUUAUGUGGUGUUCUGCUGCAGUGCCUCUUGUGGGCACUGAGGGAUUGCAGAUCUGGAAGAACUCCGAAAAAGCAGCCUUUCUCAUGCUUUGCUUUGCGGGUGCUGCACUUACACACUAGGAUGACUCCCUUCUCUGUUUGGUUUCUCGUUCGUGUUACCUGGUCAGGUUUGGGCUAAACUAAGAUGUGGCAGCGACACACAGAAAGGUGGAUUUCACACAUCAAUUUUGUGGCUACGUUCAGGCUGCUGUGGUUAUUUAUUUUAUUUAUUUAUUAGAUUUGUAUACCUCCCUUCAUCUGAAGAUGUCAAGGUGGUUCACAGCAUAAAAGAUCGGUCCCAUUUACCUUGAUAUUAUUCCUUCUGAGUAGACAUGCACAACAUUGCACUGUCCAUUGCACACACAUACUGUACACCCACUCACACACAUGAGGGCAACGUUUUAUCUCCACUGUAUGCCUCUGAGUGGCUUUUGUUGGGAAUUGCAGGUGGGAGACUGUUGUUGUGUUUGGGUCCUGCUUGCAGGCUACCCACGGAAAUCUGUUUGGCUACUGUGAGAACAGGAUGCUGGAAUAGAUGGGCCAAUGGCUUGCCUUGCAGUUCCCAACAACUGGUAUUCAGAGGCAUGAUGCUUCUGGCUGUGGAAGCAGAAAGGAAUUUACUCAAUAGAUGCCUCAGCUUUUUGUUUCUGAUGGGCAGGAGCAGAAUGAGUGCCUCAAAGAGCCUUCCUGAGAUCGACGAGGACCUGUACUCUCGCCAAUUGUAUGUUCUGGGCUAUGAGGCCAUGCAGAAGAUGGUGGGAGCAGCUGUGCUGAUCUCUGGAAUGAAGGGCCUGGGGGUGGAGAUUGCCAAGAACGUCAUCCUUGCAGGAGUGAAAUCUGUCACUGUCCAUGACCAGAGUGAGACUCAGUGGGCUGACCUUUCUUCACAGUUCUAUCUCUCGGAGAACGACGUGGGGCAAAACCGAGCUCUGGUCUCCCAGUGCCGCCUUGCAGAACUGAACGCACAUGUCCCUGUGCAUGCCUAUACCAAUGGGCUGUCUGAGAGCUUCUUGUCUACUUUCCAGGUUGUGGUCCUGAGUAACUCACCCUUGGAGGAGCAGCUGCGAAUCAGUGACUUCUGCCACACCAAGAACAUUUGCUUUGUCCUAGUUGACACCAAGGGCCUGGCUGGGCAACUUUUCUGUGAUUUUGGAGAACACUUUAUUGUGCGCAAUCCUUCAGAGGCUGAACCUGCUUCUGCUGCCAUUCACCACAUCACCCAGGGUAACCCUGGCAUAGUGACUGUGGCGUGUGACAAUGAAGAGAGACAAGGCCACCGCUUUGAGGAUGGUGACUGGGUGAUAUUCUCCGGGGUUGAGGGGAUGACAGAACUCAAUACCUCUGAGCCCUGCCUCAUUCGUGUGAAAGGAACCUGCAGCUUAGAAGUUGGAGAUACAUCUUCUUUUUCUCCAUACAAAUGCGGUGGGAUCAUCACCCAAGUCACGAUACCUCAAAAACACUCCUAUGAAUCCCUGCGUACCUCCAGGGCUAAUCCUAAGAUCAGGAUCCCGGAUAAGGGGAAACUGCCUCGCUGUCGCUCCCUCCAUGCGGCUUUCUGGGCACUGCAUAUCUUCCAGAGGGAGAUGAAGCGGCUGCCUAGGCCCAGGAAUCAGGCAAAUGCAGACAAGAUGGUGAAACUGGCACAGACCCUCCCUGUGAGCAAGGAAGAGGAACUGCAAGAGGACCUGGUGCGGACAUUUUCCUACGGAUGUUCUGGUGACCUGAGUCCUAUCAAUGCCUUCAUCGGAGGCCUGGCUGCCCAAGAGGUGCUGAAGGCUGCCUCAGGGAAGUUCACUCCUUUGGACCAGUGGCUGUACUUCGAUGCUUAUGAAUGUCUGCCUGAAGAGGAACAUAUCGUGCAGCUGACUGAGGAAGACUGUGCUCCACGUGGCAGUCGCUAUGAUGGGCAGAUUGCUGUCUUUGGAAAUACCUUCCAGGAACGGCUUGGGAAGCAGAAAUACUUUGUGGUGGGAGCUGGUGCCAUUGGCUGUGAGCUCCUGAAGAAUUUUGCCAUGAUUGGCUUGGCUGCUAGCGAGGGUGGGAGCAUCACUGUGACGGACAUGGAUACCAUUGAAUAUUCCAACCUCAACAGGCAGUUCCUCUUUCGAGCAGGGGAUGUGUCGAAGCAGAAGUCAGAAGUGGCAGCAGCUGCCAUAAAACUCAUGAACCGCCACAUCAAUGUAUCAGCACAGCAGAACCAGGUUGGACCAGACACCGAGAACUUCUAUGGGGAUGACUUCUUCCUUUGCUUGGAUGGCGUUGCCAGUGCCCUGGACAGUCUGCAAGCCAGAAAAUACUUGUGCCAAAGGUGUGUGCAGUACCUCAAGCCUCUGCUUGAUUCCGGAACGGAAGGCACCCGGGGGCACGUCCAGGUCUUUGUGCCCUUUCUGACAGAGUCCUUUGGCCAAGCUCAGGAGGAGGAAGAGACACAGUACCCUCUCUGCACCCUGCGCCACUUCCCCAGCACCAUCCAGCACACGCUGCAGUGGGCCCGAGAUCAGUUUGAGGGUCUUUUCAAGGCAAAAGCAGAAAACGUCAACACAUUCCUGAAGGAUCCCAGCUUCCUAGAGUCCCAAGAAAUGGAGGCUGUCAAGAUGCUGGAGUUAGUGCGCAUCAGCUUUCAGGAGAAGCCGUGCAACUGGAGAGACUGCGUGGUCUGGGCUCGGAGACUUUGGGAGCGCCUUUUCUCCCAUGACAUCCAGCAGCUGCUGCAUAACUUCCCACCUGAGCAUGAGACAAGCUCUGGACUUCCUUUCUGGUCAGGGCCCAAGCGAUGCCCACAGCCGCUGAAAUUUGGCAGCCAUCAUACCACCCACAAGACCUUCAUUUUGGCUGCCAGUCACCUCUUUGCCAAUACCCACAAACUUCGUGUGAGUGAGGAUGAUUCUGUCACUUCCCAAGUCCUCUUUGGCUUGCAUCUGCCGCCUUUCCAGCCACUUCAGGGAGUGCAUAUCCCUCUCACUGACCAAGAGAUGCAGAAUCCACAAGACUCUGUUGAUGAGACCAAGAUGGGAGAGCUGAGGCAGGAACUGGCAGCACUAAGGCAAGAGCUGGAAGAGCAAAAUUCCCUCAUGUCUAAUGCUAUGGAGCCCAUUUGCUUUGAGAAGGGGAAUGACAUUCACUUGAACUUCAUCAUGACAGCAGCCAAUCUGCGAGCUGAGAACUAUGGCAUCCCUCCAGCUGAUAAGCUCCAGGCAAUGAGGAUCGUGGGGAGGAUCGUGCCUGCCAUUGCCACAACCACAACAGCUGUAGCUGGUCUGGUGUGCUUGGAGCUUUACAAGCUGGUGUGGCGACAUGAGCGCCUGAGCUCCUAUCGCAACAGCUUCCUGCAGCUCUCGGAGCCCCUGCUCAAUCGCUUCCAGCCUCUGUCUCAACCAAUAUACAAGUAUCGCCAGAAAGCAUGGAGCUGCUGGGACAGAAUUGAGGUGCCAGGUGUCGAUGCCGAGGGAAAGGAGAUCACCUUGAGAGACCUCUGCAAACACCUCCAGAUGGAGCAUUGCUUGGUGCUGCAGAUGCUACUAUAUGGAAAAGCUCUUCUCUACGCUGGCUUCUCGGAAGAAAAGGCGAAAGAGCAGCAGCUAUCCAGCAGACUGACGGAACUGGUUCGCUGUGCCACCGGAGAGGCUCUGUCCAAGGAGUGCCGGCUCUUGGUGUUGGAAAUAGUCUGUGAAGAUGAAGAGGACGAUAGCAUCUUACCACCUGUUCAUGUCUGGCUCCGACCGAGGGAUCCAACCAAUGAGGAUUAAAGGGAACUGUGUAUAUGUGUAAUACAAUGGAAACCUUUCGACUGGAUAACUGCAAUGUGCUGGAUGGGGGGCUGCGCUUGAGGAUGGUCUGGAAGCUGUGGCCGGUGCAAAGUUAAUGGGCUUUACCAUUCAAAUGAUGUGUGUGUACCACAUUUAAUUGAUUAUGCAGGAUGAGGCCUACCUGAUCCCCCCCCCAAUAUUUUAUUCAAUUUGGCACCCCUGGAAUUGGAUCCUUAGUGUGGUGGUACCUGCUCUUUGGAAUUCCCUCCCCUUGGAUGUUAGGCAGAGGCUGCCUCUGAUGUCAUUUUGCUGCCUACUGAAGACUUUCCUCUUCCAGCAAGGGUUUUAAGCUUGAAGCUUUCCCAGUCUGUUUCUGUGUUGGAAUUGUUUUUUCAAAUGUUAUUGUUGUCUUACCAUUUGUUGCCUGGCACCCUGGGCUCCUUUGGGAGGAAGGGCAGGAUGCGGAUUAAUUAAUUUAAUAAAUGUGGGUAAUAUAUGGAAUGAGUAAUGUGUAUACACUGACUGUGAUUAACCCAAAUUCUAUUUAAAGCAGAGAUACGCUCCUUGCCUGAUGAAGGUGGUGAAGAAGCAUCUUCUCCAGGGACUAACCUGUGUCUGCCUGCAGGCCUUGUCUUGCUCUUGGGGUCUGAGCAUAGCAGAGGACUAAAUAGGAAUGAGUUCAUUCUCAGUAAGUGCAACCCACAGGCUUCUCCUUUUGAAAGACUCCCGGAAUCUAAGCAUUUUCUUCCCAGUACAACUAUUAAAGGUGUGGCAGCAAUGAAGUUGUAACACAGGGCAGGGAACCUCAGGCCCAGGUAGUGGGGGGUGAGCCAAAUGUGGUUCCUUGUAUAGCCAUCAAAUGACUCUGUAGGCCUGGGAUAAAAGGUAAAGCGACCCCUGACCAUUAGAUCCAGUCGCGGACGACUCUGGGGUUGUGGCUCUCAUCUCGCUUUACUGGCCGAGGGAGCCGGCGUACAGCUUCCGGGUCAUGUGGCCAGCAUGACUAAGCUGCUUCUGGCGAACCAGAGAAGCACACGGA